This is a messenger RNA of Salarias fasciatus (jewelled blenny), 2161 nucleotides long. Its product is annotated as BCLAF1 and THRAP3 family member 3. Gene Ontology annotation, biological process: positive regulation of transcription by RNA polymerase II. Bases 1 to 1935 code for a protein of 644 amino acids. The record is from RefSeq and is a predicted model, not a curated record. Gene Ontology annotation, molecular function: DNA binding; transcription coregulator activity. The transcript is spliced from 11 exons. NCBI's taxonomy places the organism in Eukaryota, Metazoa, Chordata, Actinopteri, Blenniiformes, Blenniidae. Gene Ontology annotation, cellular component: mediator complex.
AUGUCCGACGAGGCAGGCUGCGUCCCUGAAGGAGCGUCCCCUGGGAGGAGCCGGACUUUGACCCUCAUCGGGACGGACCCCCGCCGGAGCGGCCCCCCCGCCACGACUUCAGGGAGCACUUCAGGGAGGAGCCGUACGCCGGAGGUCCCAGGAGACACCCCUCUCCUGAUCGCCCCCCUUUCAGGUGGCCUCGCCAUCCGGAGGAGGAGUCCCCCCCCCACCCGGAGGAGCGCCGCGCCCCCCCGCAGUGGGACGGCGGGCGAGGAGCCGAGCGGUGGCGAGGUUUCAGGUCGCGAUUCCCCCGAUUUGACGGCAGGGGGCGCUCGUCCAGGUCGCCGAGGGAGCAGCCGCCCCACGCGGCCCCCCCACCGAGGCGGGAAGACCGGGGGGGGAGCCGGUUCAGGGAGCCCAGCCCCGGGGGGAGGGCAGAGGAGGAGAGAGGGAGGAGGAGCAUUCAGCGGCCCCCCCCCUCCUCCUCUGCACCGCGACAGGAGCCCCCCCUUUAAACGGCACAGAGCAGACUCCCAGGAAGACCACCACCCGGGGUUCAGGGAUCAGGAGGACUUCUGGGGACACGGGGACUCGGCGGACCCCCCCAGAGGGGAGUUUGGAGGAAACGCACGGGAGGACCUUCCCCGCCGCGAAGCCCCCCAUCACAGAGAGGACGUCCACUACAGGGAAGACCCCCGGUUCCGGGACGGCCGGCGGUCUGGACACCUGGUCAUGGAGCACGGUCACCGCGAGCCGCCCAGGUGGGAGGAGUUUGACGGGGAGGCGGGGCCCGGCGGACCCAGACACCAGCGGCGGAGCGAGGAGCGGUUCCGACACGGCUCCAGAGAGCGCCGCCUUCAGGAUCCUCACGAAGCGAGGAGGAGCUCGCCGCCUCCGCCGGACCGGUUCCCCGGGAGGUUCGAGAACCGCGGCGGACCCCCGAAGUACAGAGGGAGGGGCGCUUCUCGCCCAAUGAGGAACCGCUACAAUCACAACCGUGGCGCGCGAACCGGACCGCCCCGGACUCAGAUCCGCUUCCCGCAGUCCUCGCAGGAGUACGAGGAGCUGCCGGAGGAGCACGGAGGAAGGUACCGCCCCCUCAGGGAGGAGCACGUGGACCCCCCGCCGGGCGAGGACAGCUGGGUGGAACAGGACCGGCAGCAGGACCCCGACCCCAAAAUGAGCCGGCACAAGCAGCACGGCUGGAACCGCCCCGAGCUAGAUAGCGGCGGCGCGGCGGCGGAGGAGACGCUGACCAUCAAGGUGGACAUGAGCCGCCCGGCGCCGCUCAGCAGCACCUCCAGCUACUCGGCGGACAGACAGCUGUCCCUGGACCUGGUCCAUGUGGGUCGUCAGCGUCUGGACUUCCUGCCCAUGCUGGAGCACUCUGGGACGUUCCGGGAAUCGAACAUGCACAGCGGCACGUUCGCCCAGGAGAUCAUCUCACUGGUGCACCAGGUCAAAGAUCAGUACUUCAGAGGAGGAGGACUGACGCUCAACCAGCGGUUCUCCGCUCCUCCAAACAGCAGCUGCAGUGAAGACGAGGCGCAGGAGCUGACGCUGGACCGCCGGUUCAGCUCCAACAGAGGCUUCAGUCUCAACAUCAGCUCCCUGCUGGAUGAAGAUGACGAAGCGCCGCUCUUGUCCAGGCUGCCACCUGUGCAGGGCCUGAGCCAGCCGGUCCGAGGUCCAGGCGACCUGAGACACGACCUGGAGAGGAGGCGCCAGGAGAAGCUGGAGGAGGUGAAGGUGACCAUCCCAGGGAGGAGCAGGGCACAGCGCCCCCCGGCGGCAGCCAGUGAGCAUCAGUACAGCAGCAGGAUGCAGGAGGAGAGGACGGGGCCGAGGAGAGGAGCGGCCCCCCAUGGCCCCCCGACCAGGAACCAAGGUUUCACUAACCGAAGACCCAACUUCCACAGUGGCUCCACAGGUUCAGACUGGUGACCAUGUCUGGGUCACACUGGUGGACGUCUCUGGUUCAGACUCUUGGACGUCUCUGGUUCAGACUCUUGGACGUCUCUGGUUCAGACUCUUGGACGUCUCUGGUUCAGACUCUUGGACGUCUCUGGUUCAGACUGGUCUCAAAUUGUGAAGACGUUCCUGUUUUUUAGAUGUUCAUCUCAAACUUUCUGUUCUCACUUCUAGUUGAAAAUAAAUGUUCUUUUGUGAA